CCCUCGGGGUUGAUCUACAAAGCACAGACGGGCCAAUUGGUCCUGUCUCUAAGUCAUUGGCGGAAGGGAGGGUGCAUUCUAUCUAUGUCAAUGAUGUCCAGAACUUCUCGAGACUUGCCCUUCUCCGGCAAGUUGGGUCAGCAGUACCCGUGGGCCGUGCCUGACUGUGCCUGACUGUGCCUGACUGUGCCUGACUGUGCCUGAGAGCCAUCGUCAUACAGUUUCCACCCCUGAACGGCUUGUUGGAGGAGCGACCGUUUGAUCAGUCAAUCGAGACGACAUGGAGCAAGACCAAGAUGUUCCGCCUCAGCUGGGCGUACAGGACCGUCCACUCCCCGCUGCGGGUUCAUCGCCUAUCCCCCCAACCGUUCAACAAUCCACACCACAAACUCAGCUGUCCGCAGUAAGGAGAGCAAGCGUAGCAGGUCCCGCAACCUCAACCCUCUCCUUCGCAAACUCCUUCUGGUCCGCCGACUACGCCUCCGGCCUCGGCAUCCUCUUCUCCAAACUUCAACAAGGCUGUGUCGAAAACGCCGAAAUCCUCGCUCUUGCCCGCGCCCGGAAAGAUGCCGAGGAAGCAUACGGACAACGCCUCAUCGACUUAUCGAAGGAGUCGACGACGACGAAGGGGUUUGCUGGUGUUGGGGUUGGGGUUGCGGGAGGGUUUGGGAAGGAUGAGGGGGCGAGUACGAGGAAGGCGUUUGAUGGGGUGAAGAAGGAGAUGGAGCAGGCUGGACUUAAUCAUCAGAAGAUCGCGGCGAAUUUACAAACGAUGGUACUCAGACCUUUUGGGCUGUGGGCACAAGACCACGAACAACGGAUUACACGCUCUCAUGAUGCAUUGUUCAGUCGUGUCAAGACACAUGAUAAACUGAGCGAGAACGUGAAGAAGUUGAGGAGCGUGUACUUUAAUAAGUGCAGACUUGUCGAGGAUCUGGAAGAAGAGAACAAAUACGCAUUCCAGGUCCCACAGAAACAAGACCGACGAGACUCGACAAACACUGUUACCUCCGACGUAACCGGCGUCCCAGUCCUCUCCCCAACCUCCGCCAACCCCCCCGAAAUCCACAUCGAGAAAGCCCCCGUACUCAUCAAAAUCGGUGAUAACUCCUACUCACCCGAAGAGAUCGGCGGAUUGAUCAAGAAAAUGUUGACGCAGAUCCCACAAAAGGAUGUGAAAGUUCCGAUUUUGGGGACGUAUCAGCAUUGUAGUUCGGGGGAUGUCAUCACGGAAUGGAUUAUGGCGAAUUUGGGGGCGAGGGGUGUCGCUAACGCCGAGAAAUGCGGUCAAGACCUCGUAGAUAACGGAUACCUCCGUUUAGUCGGCUCAGUCGGCCAACGUUUCGCCAACUCCUCCAUCUUCAGCUACCAAUGGCGCCCAAAAGCACUCAUCCACUCCUCCAACCCCCAACACGACCCGAAACGCGAUUCGUCGACGAUUACAAACAUGCCCUACGUCGGUGAAUACAUGAAAUCCUACCUCGACAAACAAGCCCACCCAGACGAAUCCCCAGCCCAACGCCUAAAACGCGAAGCCACCGAAGCGGACGAAACAUACAAGGUCGCCAUCAAGAAACUCGAUAAAAUCCGGGCAGAGUUGGAGGAGAGUAUGUUCGAACAUCUCCGAUUCGUCGAGAAAUGCGAGCUGGAUAGGUUGACGGCGAUUAAAUCCGUCAUGCUUGACAUGUCCGCUGCGAUAUCGAAUGUGAUUCCGGGGAUUCAGGCGAGUGUGGAUAAUAUGUUGUUGUACCAAGAAACGAUUAGUCCUGUCAAUGACUUGCGGUAUAUCAUUGAGAGUUAUCGGACGGGACCGUUUAUUCCGAAGGUUGUUACCUAUGAGAGUUAUUAUAGCUCGGCGCGGGAACAGACGUUUGGUGUCGAUAUCGAGUUGAAGACGCGUGCGGAUCGGAAACGGGUUCCGAAUAUCGUGAGUACGAUUUUGUCGUUCUUGGAUGAGCAUUAUCCCGAUCUCGAUAACGACCACGAGCGGCGUGGGAUUUGGUUGGCCAACGUUCCGUUACCCGCUACCCACCAUCUCCGGCACUCGAUCAACGACGGACAAGCGGUCAGGAAAGAGGUGCUGGCGCAGUAUGAGGUCGCGAUCGUGGCGGGGGUGUUGAAGUUGUAUUUGUUGGAGUUGCCGGAUUCGUUGGUUAGUUGUACGGUGUAUGAUCUCGUGAAGACCAUCUACGCUACACACGGCAACGACGAGGACCCUCGAAACAGGUUAAACGCAUUACAAAACGCACUAGGCCAACUCCGGAAAACGAAUAUCGCAACACUCGAUGCGUUGAUGACACAUUUCGUCCGUCUCAUCCAAAUCACCAAUGGUGAGGAAUCAUCAUAUGUCGGCGAUCUCGCCUCCUCGCUGUCGUUGUGUAUUUUGAGACCACGCCAGCCGUCGAGUUUGACGUUUGAUGAUCGGCAUGCGGCGAGGUUGAUUCAGGAUUUGUUGGGGUAUAAGGAUAAGAUCUUUAAUGAUCUCAAGCGGGCGAGUACGAUGGUUAGUACGAUGUCUGGACGGCCGAGGGCUGCGACGGAUGAGUCUCAUCGACGCUCACUUGAAGAGGCUCGACGUCAAGCUGUUGCGCAAGCCCAUCGUGAACGCAACGGUGCGAAUGCGUCGCAGAGUCAGACAUCCUCGAGCGGCUCGCGUCCAAGUUCGAGGGGUGGCUCGAACAAGAGUCGGAGUCCGAGUCCACCGGGGAAGAGAAUCAGUUUACAGAGUUUCGGGAGUCCGAGUGUGCGUUCUCGGCCCACGAGUUUGGCUGGGCAGGAGACGGGACCACGAUCGCCUAGGAAUUUGUCGUCUGCGAGUUUUGCAGCCGUUGGGCAGGGUGAUGCGCCGUUUGUUCCGCCGAAGGAGGAUGUGCAGCAGCCGGUUCCGGUUGCGUUGGCUGAGCCUGCGGCUCCUGCGGCUGCUGGUGGGGCUGGAUUUGCGCAGAUGCGGGCGGAGAGGGAUGGUGAUGCCCCCUUCAUGCCACCGUCAGUCCCUCAUGACGCAGCGCCCUUUAACCCACCCCAAGGCGACGCACCCUUCGUUCCCCCCAAGGAUAACGAAUCCUCCCCCAUUUACGCCUCUCUAACUCAAGCCGUACCCACAGCCACAGGCGACAAACCUCCUCCCCCCUCCAUCGGCAAGAAACCCUCCCUCGGCCGCUCAGCAGUCAUCACCCGCCGCACACCAAGCCAAAGCUUCCGUUCUCGUAGGAGUAUCGGCGGACGACAAGAUCUUCCGUUCACGCCUCCUUCGCAGGAUGCGCCAUUCGUGCCACCGACGGAUGAUGCGGAUGUCAUGACCAUGUCGCAUAAUUUGCAGAGGCAGAGUAUUGAUGCUGGGUCGUCGGCGAUGAGGGUGGAGCAGGGGGGUUUGAGUCAGCGGGGGUCGUUGGAGGGGAGGAGGGCGGUGCAGUUGACGGAUGCUCCUUAUUCUGAUGAUUUGACGUAAGGUGAGGGGCGUGGAGACGAUCGUGAGGUUAUGUCGGUGACGCGGGGACAGAUUAAGCUUAUACUUAGCCGGACUAGUAUUAGUUGUUGCUCA
Messenger RNA from Saitoella complicata NRRL Y-17804, 3541 nucleotides. RefSeq lists its product as uncharacterized. NCBI's taxonomy places the organism in Eukaryota, Fungi, Ascomycota, Saitoellomycetes, Saitoellales, Saitoellaceae. Gene Ontology annotation, molecular function: GTPase activator activity. The record is from RefSeq and is a predicted model, not a curated record. Gene Ontology annotation, cellular component: plasma membrane; cytoplasm; cell division site. Bases 281 to 3448 code for a protein of 1055 amino acids. Gene Ontology annotation, biological process: cytoskeleton organization; small GTPase-mediated signal transduction. The transcript is spliced from 3 exons.